UGUCAGGGGACAAGCAGGGGAUCCCAGGCAGGAAGGGAGUGAGGAGGGCAGUGGGAAGGCGAGGAGCUUUGGGGCGAACAGGACUCCGGGCUGGCCUCUGCAGAAAGAGUGAGCGGAGGGGUAGUGGAGGAGCUCCUGCUGCGUCUACCCGGCCUGGGGACCAACUAGGGGGAAGGGAAAGCUAGAGAGCGGUGUCACCCUGCAGGCUCCGGUGGAAAUUUCUGCUCUGUCCUUCCUUGGGCUUGUCUCUGGGCAGUCCACACUCGGAGGCAGGGCGCUCAGAACUGAACGUUUCCAGGGCUCUCGCUUCGACCCUUGACCUUUCCUUUUCAACUGCUCUGAGGCGACUCUGCGCGUGCCCCCAACCCGGUUCCUUUCCCUUUUCUGUGGCGUCCUGGUGUUGGGCAUCUGUUCUCAGCGUAAGCUAAGCAUGGGGCCAGCGAGGCUCCUGAUGAGUCUAGUGGACCAGGCGUGGGGACACCGCCCCAGCUCCUCAGAUUACAACCUGUUUGGAAAUUAGGCAGAUACUGCAGCUGGAUGCGGUGCUACUAACUCGCCUACAUCAUACUAUGCAGCAGUAACAUGUUCCCGGCGUUGGAAACAGAGCUGAAGCAGGAGACUCUUCCUGAUCCCUAUGAGGAUUUUAUGCACCAUCACCUCCAGUAUUAUGGAUAUUUCAAAGCUCAGAAAAGCAGCCUACCAAACUCAGCCACUCACCAACGUGCUUGGAGGAACAGCCCUCGGUACGUGUUGAACGGCUCUUUUGGGGAAAGAGAUGACUUCAUCUCGGACAGCUUGGAAAAAGAGAUGCUUCUAUCAAUGUUCCCUGAGUUGAAAAUGCAGGAACUGGGAUAUAGAUGUAUCCUUUGGAGAUGGGCCCCCACAGUUCAUCUCUGCAUUGUGUCCAGGCCGACCUGUUUAUCUUCAACUGGGCACGCUCAGAUAGACGCUGUAAACAGAGGUAUCAAGCUUCAGAUAAACUCACUUCUGCUGAGCUCACCACUUCUUAGGAGCAGACAGCUUCUUUUUGAUGAGCAGGAUGAAAUAAACCCACGUCUUCGAGAACCCCGAGAACUCUUCUCAUGUUUCUCUAGCAGAGGGCCACUGCAGGCUCCAAGAUGGCCAAUAGAAUGUGAGGUCAUCAAGGAAGACAUUCAUCACAUUGAGUGGGUUCCACUUCAACCAGAAUACUUUUACCAACCUACAGGGAACGAAAAGAUUCCAGAGAUUGUGGGAGAAGAGCAAGGCACAGUUGUGUACCAGCUAGAUUCAGUGCCUACCGAAGGUACCUUUUUCACCAGUUCCAGAAUAGGAGGCAAACGCGGAGUCAUCAAGGAACUUGCUGUUACACUGCAAGGGCCAGAAGAUAAUACUCUGUUGUUUGAAUCAAGGUUUGAGAGUGGGAAUCUGCAGAAAGCCGUCCGAGUAGGUAUCUAUGAGUAUGAACUCACCUUGCGAACUGACCUCUACACUGACAAGCACACGCAGUGGUUUUACUUCAGAGUUCAGAACACCAGAAAAGAUGUUACCUACCGCUUCACAAUCGUCAACUUGCUGAAACCCAAGAGCCUUUACGCAGUAGGGAUGAAGCCGCUCAUGUACUCUCAGUUGGACGCCACCAUCUCCAACAUCGGCUGGAGGAGAGAGGGCCGUGAAAUCAAGUACUAUAAGAACAACAUGGACGAUGGGCAGCAGCCCUUAUACUGUCUCACCUGGACCAUUCAGUUUCCUCAUGACCAGGACACUUGCUUCUUUGCACACUUUUACCCAUACACUUACACUGACCUGCAAGGCUAUCUCUUGUCAAUAGCCAAUAACCCCAUCCAAUCUCAGUUCUGCAAGCUCCGAGCCUUAUGCAGGAGCUUAGCAGGGAACACUGUCUACCUGCUGACCAUCACCAAUCCAUCCAGGACCGCUCAAGAGGCAGCUGCAAAGAAAGCCGUGGUGUUGAGCGCCCGUGUCCACCCUGGAGAAAGUAACAGCUCCUGGAUCAUGAAUGGCUUUUUGGACUUCAUCCUUAGCAACUCUCCAGAUGCCCAGCUCCUCAGAGAUAUCUUUGUCUUCAAGGUGAUUCCCAUGUUAAAUCCGGAUGGCGUGAUAGUGGGGAAUUAUCGGUGUUCGUUGGCUGGAAGGGACUUGAACAGGCAUUAUAAAACUGUUCUUAAGGAUUCCUUCCCUUGCAUUUGGUACACCAAGAACAUGAUCAAAAGACUUCUGGAAGAAAGAGAGGUUCUCUUGUAUUGUGAUUUCCAUGGCCACAGCCGCAAGAACAACAUCUUCCUGUAUGGCUGUCACAGCAACAACCACAAGCACUGGCUUCAUGAGCGGGUCUUUCCUUUAAUGUUGAGCAAGAACGCACCAGACAAGUUCUCUUUCGACAGCUGUAACUUUAAGGUCCAAAAAUGCAAAGAAGGAACAGGAAGAGUUGUGAUGUGGCGGAUGGGCAUCAUCAACAGCUACACCAUGGAGUCUACCUUUGGCGGGUCUACCCUGGGUAGUAAAAGAGACACUCACUUUACCAUUGAGGACCUGAAGUCCCUAGGUUAUCAUGUCUGUGACACUAUUCUGGAUUUCUGUGAUCCUGACCAAACCAAGUACACUCAGUGCCUACAAGAGCUUAAGGAGCUCUUACAACAGGAAAUCAACAAAAAGUUGAGUAACUUUGGACAAGAUAUGGAUUUAGAAGGAAACUGGAGUGACAUUCCUUUGUCUGACAUUGAAUCCAGCACGAGCGGCUCGGACAGUUCACUCUCGGAUGGUCCUCCCAUUCCUCUAAUGAACAUAGCAGAUGAGCCAAAUCAGAAGAUGCUGUUAAAGAAUCCAAAAAAGAAGAGACUUCAGACUAGAAAACAGCGGAAUGAACAGUACCAGAAGAAUUACUUGAUGCGGGAGUUAAAGUUAACAGAAAACACCCCAACACAGUUAAGUGGAAGAGAGAAAGGCACCUCCCUGGAUCUACCACUGACCAGCCCUAAGAAUAAAGAAAUAAUUCAGAGUAAGAAGCCAGGCUUUACAGCAUCAUACUCUCCAAAGAGAAGCACAAACUCCAGCCUAGGGCCAGCUCCAGAUCUGAAGCCAAACUGGUCUAAGACUAGAUACUCUGCCACAAGGAAGGACCAUGCCGCCAUGGCAGUAUACCCAUCCUUGCAUAUAUACACAUACCCAUAGAAUACUUUUGCCAUGACACCCAACUGCUUCUUCCAAAGGUUUUCGGGUAGUUUUGUUGGUUUGUUUUGUAUGCAAUGCUGGGGACCAAACCUAGGGCACUGAGCAUACAAGACAAGUGCUUUACCAUUGAGCUGUGUCUCCAGCUCUCCUGAAAAGGCUGUGGGUUAUACACAUUUUAUAAGGGAGGAAAUCUAUGAAUAAAAUGGAAACUCUAUUUACGGUAUACUUUGUUGUACACUCACCACACACUGACCUGCACUCUGGACUUCCACUGUGCACUAUCCUUAGAUGCAUGCCUUGUUGUCUUGUGAAUUUGUUAGGUUUUUUUCUUAGAUAAGAUUAUAUUUUGAUGUAUAGAAAAGCCUUUAUUGAAAGCUGAAGCCUGUACUCAAAAAGACAGAACAGUAUAUAUACUUCACUUUAACCAAUAGAUGUUCUCUUUAAAGUUAGAUGCAAAUUAAUUUUAAAAGAUCAAGCUUUUAAAUGUGGUUUGGGAAUGUGCCAUAUGAAAAAGUCUUGUGUCAAAGUUUUCAAAUGGUGACUGACCAGCCAGACUGUGGUUAUAUUAGGUUUGCUCAAAGUAAGGUAUUCCUACAUAGAAAAAAAAAAACAAUUACAUGUAUUACUUAGAAUUUAAUGUUGCUUAUCUAUUAUGUUCAACAAAGUUGUGUAAAUUUUUAAUUCAAUGAUUAAAAUUCUUUCUCUCUUG
Molecule: messenger RNA, 3877 nt
Organism: Mastomys coucha (southern multimammate mouse)
Lineage: Eukaryota; Metazoa; Chordata; Mammalia; Rodentia; Muridae
Gene: Agbl2
Product: ATP/GTP binding protein like 2
Exons: 18
Coding region: 583-3168 (861 amino acids)
Biological process (GO): proteolysis
Molecular function (GO): metallocarboxypeptidase activity; zinc ion binding
Source: RefSeq, a predicted model, not a curated record